Molecule: messenger RNA, 3119 nt
Organism: Gadus chalcogrammus (walleye pollock)
Lineage: Eukaryota; Metazoa; Chordata; Actinopteri; Gadiformes; Gadidae
Product: pantothenate kinase 3-like
Exons: 9
Coding region: 255-1592 (445 amino acids)
Biological process (GO): coenzyme A biosynthetic process
Cellular component (GO): cytosol; nucleus
Molecular function (GO): pantothenate kinase activity; ATP binding
Source: RefSeq, a predicted model, not a curated record
CAGCGAGUGGCAGGAAGUAGGAAGCCGUCUAAGAGAGGGGGGCUUGGGAGGUUGGGGGGUGUAUAUAUAAAUAAUUAUGUAUUUUAUCUAUGUAAAUUACACACAAGCUAUGGUCGCGCUGACUGCAGCGUUUAUUACUUGUCGUUAGCGAUUGUGUAAAAAACGGUCACGUAAAAUUCAGCAUCAGGUUUGUCGGGAACGAGCCUGUUGGGAACGCUCCUUAUUGUUCCGGUUCUCCGGGCCUGCGUUGAGACAUGGCCGACAACGGACGGUCCCCCGAACAGAAGAGACCGUGUCACCAUGUCCCUCAACCCGGGGAUGUUAACGGUUCUACCGUGGACACGGGCUGCGGCACCGUGGACUCGGGCUGCGGCACCGGGGACUCGGGCUCUAGCGGCGCCGGUGGAAGCCGAAGCAGCAGCGAAUGUUUUGAUGAGGAGGAGCCGAAACUGAGCAGAGUCCGGCGGAGGACAGACUCCUGCAGGAAGAACAGACCACCGUUCCCGUGGUUCGGGAUGGACAUCGGAGGAACUCUGGUGAAGCUGGUCUACUUUGAGCCGGUCGACGUCACUGCUGAAGAAGAACAGGAGGAAGUGGACAACCUGAAGUCCAUCCGGAAGUACCUGACCUCCAAUGUAGCCUACGGCGACUCGGGCAUCAGGGACGUGCACCUGGAGCUCCGGAAGCUGACCAUAUGUGGGCGGACAGGAAACCUCCACUUCAUCCGCUUCCCCACUCAGGACAUGCUGGGGUUCAUCCAGAUGGGACAGGACAAGAACUUCUCCUCCCUGCACACCUCCCUGUGUGCCACUGGGGGCGGGGCCUUCAAGUUCGAACAGGACUUUGCAACGAUGGCAGGUCUGGAGCUCUGUAAGCUAGAUGAGCUGGACUGUCUGAUCCGGGGGCUUCUCUACGUGGACAGCGUGGGCUUCAACGGUCUCCCCGAGUGCUUCUACUUCCAAAACCCCUCAGACCCGGACCACAGCACCAAGCACAGCUGUAGCCUGGACAACCCCUUCCCCAUGCUGCUGGUUAACAUCGGUUCCGGGGUGUCCAUCCUUGCUGUUUACUCUAAGGACCACUACAAACGAGUUACGGGGACCAGUCUAGGGGGCGGGACCUUCCUGGGGCUGUGCUCUCUGCUGACUGGCUGCCAGAGCUUCGAGGAGGCGCUGGAGAUGGCGGCUAAAGGGGACUCCACCAACGCCGACAAACUGGUACGAGACAUCUACGGAGGGGACUACGAGCGCUUCGGCCUGCAGGGAGCCGCCGUCGCCUCCAGUUUUGGUCACAUGAUGUGCAAGGAGAAGAGGGAAAGCGUCAGUAAAGAGGACCUGGCCAGAGCGACGUUGGUCACCAUCACCAACAACAUAGGAUCUAUUGCACGCAUGUGUGCAGUCAACGAGAAAAUCGAACGUGUGGUGUUUGUUGGAAACUUCCUGAGGAUCAACACGGUGUCCACCAAGCUGCUGUCCUAUGCCAUGGAUUUCUGGUCCAACGGACAACUCCGAGCGCUGUUCCUGGAGCACGAGGGUUAUUUCGGCGCUGUGGGUGCCUUCCUUGAACUACUGAAGCCGUCUGAAGACCAUUAACUUUAUACUGACCUCUACGUGACCUCCGUAACCCAGCAAGGCGUCAUAGAUCUAUCCAUCUAUGUGUCCAUCAUCUCUAGACAUCACAGAUCUAUCCAUCUGUCUGUCCAACAUUGAUCCAGCCACCUAUCAUCUCUAACUAGUGCUGGCUGCUUCCUGCUGCUUGGCCAAUCACAGGCGGCUCUUCAUCUGAUCCAGACCUCCCUUCGGGUGGGGCCAGUUGACCCCCUUCGCUGCGGGGGGCUGGCUUGGUGAAUCAUCCCACCGGUGUGUUCCAACUAAACCAUCACUAGUUAAUGAGCAGGUUGGUUUGGUCGCCUGUUCUGGUACUAUCGGAACUCAGUUCGUUAUGAACUUAACUACAAAAUAACAUAACAAAAGUAAUUUUAUGAUAAAUUUCCAUUUAAUGUCUUCAAGUGUCAUGAUUCCGAUUAACUUAUUUUAAUAUUUUGUAAAAGAAACCCUCUAUCUUUGUCUGUCUGUCUAACUGUCUAACUGACUGACUGACUGCCUUUCUGUCUGUCUGCCUGUCUGUGUUGUUAAAAACGACAGUCAGGAUUUUGUGGCUUCAUAUUCUUCGUAUUUGUUGAUGAUGUGAAGGUAAAUCUUUCUAGACCCGUUGUAUUUUACUAACAUUACCGAGAGAUUGAGACAGCAUUCAGUCAUGUAUCUGCAAGUGUUGAAGUAGUGAGAGAAAAGCCUAACACUUAAUAUUGUUGUUACCAUCGGAUACCCACCCUUUAGAUAACAAAAGGGAUUAGAUUAGGGGUAGAUUAGAGUAGGUUUAGAUAAAAUAGCGAUUAGAUAACAUGAUUAGAUUAGAAUUUUAUUAGGAUUAGUUUGGAUUCGGUUAUGAUUCUUCCCCGUCCUGGUGAAGGCGCACCUUUGCUUCUUUAUUGAACAAAAGUGAGCGAGAUCUGUUUUUAAUAUAUGCAUUAUUUUUUAUCAAAUCACUACUUGAACCUGAAAUGUGAACCAUUUCUAUCAUGAGGAUCAUCCUCAGAUAUCAUGUCUGUAAUGUUCAAUACUUAAAUUAUAAAGAAAAUGUAUGUUAUAAUUUGAAGAAAAUAUCAUACUGCGCCCAGUGUUCCUUACUCGCUUACCCAUCUACUCUGCUUAUACACCAUUCACAUCCCUUGCUAACAUCAUGCUAAUAGCUCCUAGUUCUAGAUACAAUCAUGCUUACAGCUCCUAUAUUGAGCUAGCAUCAUGCUAACAGCUGCUGUAUUUAGCCAACACCAUGCUAACUGCUCUUGUCUGCAGCUUGCAUAAUGUUAACUGCUCCUGUAUCUAGCUUACAUGAUGCUAACAUAAUGCUUGCAGCUCCUGUUUCUAGCUAAUAUGCUAACAGCUACCAUCUCUAGCUAAAAUCACGUCAGCAGCCCUUUCCUCCAUCAUGCUAACGGCCCCUAUCUCUAGCUAACGUAAUGCCAACGGUACACACACACACACACACACACACACACACACACACACACACACACACACACACACACACACACACACACACACACACACACACACACA